Molecule: messenger RNA, 699 nt
Organism: Monoraphidium neglectum
Lineage: Eukaryota; Viridiplantae; Chlorophyta; Chlorophyceae; Sphaeropleales; Selenastraceae
Exons: 1
Coding region: 1-699 (232 amino acids)
Source: RefSeq, a predicted model, not a curated record
AUGCUGCCCGUUUCUUGGCUGACGCCUUGGCUUGCGCUGCUGUCCACGACCAAGGCCGCAGACGGCGCCGCGGCGUGGGAUGCGGCUGGAGGGCCGCACGCCGCCAGCAGCAGCAGCGCCGGAGGCGACUCCCUGGCGAGCGGAAGCGAGGGCGGCGGCGCACGCCUGCAGCAGCGACGCAGCGGCGGCGGCGCGGCCGGCGCAACUGGCGAGUCUGGCGGCUGGGCUGGCGGCGAUGGCGGCAGAAAGAGGUUGUGCGGUGCACUGCGAAGAGGGGAUGAAUUUGAGGAAGAGGACGAUGUCGUCACCACGAGCAAGGAUCAACAGGCUCCGGCGGCGGUGCGCCCGGCGGGCCCGUCGUCCGCGGCAGGGCUCCAUGCCGCUGCCGCCGCCGCCGGCCUUGACGCGGGCCCGCCGCCCGCGGCCGAGGUGGUGCAGCUUCAGGCGGGCGGCGUGCGGACGGCGUGCACCAGCGGCGUCGCGGCCGGCGGCCGCACGCGGCGGCAGCUGCGGGCGCUUCGAGCGCAGUAUGCGGCGCGGGAGGGGGCAGAUGGGCGGGACCUGGAUUUCCAUGAUUACUGCAAAGUUGUCAGCCUGCAGUGCGGCGGCAAGCAGACCAUGAGCUUCGGCCUCGGGCCUGGAGAGCGCAAGGGCGAUUUUGCCAGGGCGCGGUUCCUGGCGGCAGCACAGCAGGGAUGA